Messenger RNA from Meriones unguiculatus (Mongolian gerbil), 2087 nucleotides. RefSeq names its product clarin 3 (gene Clrn3). Bases 185 to 865 code for a protein of 226 amino acids. The transcript is spliced from 3 exons. The record is from RefSeq and is a predicted model, not a curated record. Lineage: Eukaryota; Metazoa; Chordata; Mammalia; Rodentia; Muridae.
CAGUAGCAUAAAACUUCCCAUGAAGACUCAGGUUUCACAUUUACAGAAAAGUCCUAGGCUUCCUUUCUAAGCACUGGGCUCCAAACGAUAAGGCCCCCAAAUAUUCUAAGAUUGUUGCUGUUUCAUCCCAGGGAGAGUUUUGUUUUGUUUUGUUUUGUUUUGUUUUUCUUUUCUUUUCUGAAAAAUGCCAACCACACAGAAAACAUUGAUGUUCCUUUCUGGCUUUCUCACAAGCCUUGGCUCUGUUGUUGUCAUCUGCUCAAUUCUGGGGACACAGGCGUGGAUCACCAGCACGAUUUUCUUCACAGACGCUAUUUCCAAUGGUACCAUUGUAAUCACCUAUGGCCUUUUUCGUGGUAUGAGUGCUCAAGAUUUGAAUGAAGGCCUUCAAGAUCUGGACAAAAACUUUGAAGUUUUAGGGAUAUUGGACAACUCCUCCCAAAAGUCUCUGCAUUCGGUGGCCAUCCUGUUCCUGGUCCUGGGUCUGGGCGCUUCGGUGCUGAGCUCAGUGUUCACGUUCUACAACAGCAUCAGCAACCCUUACCAGACAUUCCUGGGUCCUGUGGGUGUCUACACCUGGAACAUACUCAGUGCAUCUUUUGUGUUCCUGACCAUGGUCCUGUUUGUGGGAAAUGUGGAGUCCAACCAUCUCUCAGAAAAACUAUCCCAGAAGCUUUAUCCAGAGACCACCAACCAGAGAGUAACCCACAGUUACGGAUACUCAUUUUGGCUCAUUCUGCUUGUCAUCCUUCUGAAUAUUGUCACCGUGGUUAUUAUCAUUUUCUAUCAGAAGGCACGAUACCAGCAAAAACAGGAGCAGAGGAAGCCGGUAGAAUAUGCUCCCAGGGAUGGCAUUUUAUUCUGAGUCCCGUCUCAUCACACGUGUACUGUCUCUGCCAGUAGUAACUGGCUAGGUCCUCUGGACACUGCUUGGCAGAGUAACUGUCAGGUGCCAUAGCUUCUGUAACCGUGACACCAUGUUCUUCCUAGACGAUGCUGGCUUGCACAUUUCUCCACAGAUAGCCCUCUGGAAAGUGUUUUCUCACAGGGGCAAGAGAAUGAGUGGAAAAGGCUGUGGUCUACAGCACUCCUAGAAGAUGUGGUCUGGGGUUUGCAGGUCCUUCCCACGUGGCCUUGAUAUCUAUGGGAAUAAAGGUCUAUGGGGUUUUGUUUGUUUGUUUGUUUUAAUUUAUUUUAUUGCCUUUCCUGUGACCAUCUUAAUGGAUUGUAUCCCCUAUGGGAUAUCCUCAGGAAGGAUCAGGGCAUUUUACUCCACUAUAUAAAAAAAGAGGCUUUUAGGCACUUGUUUUUCCAGUCAAGAAUUAGACACAAAAGGAUAAACGAUGAAAUGGCCUUGUGCUCCAGUCUCUUGGUGGCUGUCCUGGUUUGCAGGUUUUAAUUUCUGUUAAUAAGGGCUAGACACAUGUAGAACUUAGGCCUUAUGAAGCCCUGCAUGAACAGAUUAGAGGUAAAAUAUAGUCAUUGAGGUCACUUUUUCCCCAGUAGAUAGACAACCAGAAAACCAGCAAAGGCACCAAAAUUUAUUCUACAUGUUUUUCCAGUAAGAUAUUUCCUUUGAAGUAUGUGAGAACCCUUUAGCCUUGACUUCUAUUCUACAAGCUGCUAGAGCGAAAACUGAUAGACUGAAAAGUGACCCCAUCACGUGUUGAUGGAGUCGUAAAGCAGUAGCUCGGUGACAAGCGGUGGGUCUAUGACUUCCUCAAGGAUAAAUGGCUUUCAACACCCAUACUUAGAGACGUGAGCUGGGUUCCCACAGUGUCGGCAGCAGCAUACUGGGUCCUUCCUUCGUGGCUUUUAUUAUAAGGUAGUUGAGACAGAAACUUAAUAAGCAUUUACUUGGCUCCAAUUAACACAGUUGCUUGGGGUGGAGGUCACCCCUCCACUGUAGAACACUAAGGUGCCUAGCAAGAUGUGCAAGGCCCUGGGUUCUGUCCCUAGCUCUGUAAAAAUAAAACACAUAGUUAAAAACUUGGGCUGUGUUUUGAAAGGAUGGUUCUCUGUCACGCCCUACCUUGAAGAUCUGCUAACUCAAGAUUACACUUAUCUAUUAAAUUAUUAAAAGUUUA